UUUAGCAUCCAGAUAUCUGUUCUUAUGAAUAUGACUCUUAUUCUUUUUUAUUUACUAAGCCCCCUGACAUAGGAAAUUGAAGAGAGAAAUAAAAAGAAGAGCGCGGAAACAAGACCUCCAUAGCAGUGUAGCUGAGCUUCAAUGGAUGUUUGAAGUUGCUUGUGUUGUGUUAUGUUAUGAUGAGGCAUCUCAAGAACCUUCAUACCAAGACCCUUCUGUUCUUUUCCUCAUCCACCAGAACCUUCCACCCUCUUCACCAUUCUAACAACAACAACAACUACUACUACCCUUUGAUUCUCACUUUCCCUCAAACCAUCAGAAGAUUCUCCUAUUCCUCCAUGUUCCAUAAAUAUUCGAUUUUGAUCCCACCCACUAAGACCCAUCUCUAUGCUUCAUUCUUUUGCACCCUCAUUCGCCUCUACUUGGCAUGUGGCAGGUUCUGCUUAGCCUCUGAUGCUUUCUUUUCCAUGCGUGGUCUUGGUCUUGUUCCCUCUUUGCCUUUGUGGAAUAAGCUUUUGUAUGAAUUCAAUGCCUUUGGUUUGGUUUCUCAGGUAAAAGUGUUGUAUUCCGAGCUGGUCUUUUGUGGGGUUGUGCCUGAUGUUUUCACUGUUAACAUAUUGGUUCAUUCGUUAUGCAAAAUGGGGGACUUGGAUUUGGCUUUAGGGUAUCUCAGGAAAGAUAAUGAUAUUGAUAUUGAUAUUGAUACUGUUACCUAUAAUACUGUCAUUUGGGGAUUCUGUGAGCAGGGAUUGACUGAUCAGGGUUUUGGAUUGUUGUCUGAAAUGGUUAAAAAGGGUGUAUGUGUUGAUUCAAUCACUUGCAAUGUACUAGUUAAGGGGUAUUGCCGAAUUGGAUUGGUUCAAUAUGCAGAGUGGGUCAUUUACAACCUGGUCGAUGGGGGGAUUCCACAAGAUGUUAUAGGUCUAAACACCUUGAUUGAUGGGUACUGUGAAGCUGGGUUGAUGAGUCAUGCACUAGAUUUGAUGGAGAACAGUUGGAAGAAUGGUGUCAAUCCUGAUAUUGUUACUUAUAAUACUUUGCUCAAUGCUUUUUGUAAAAUGGAUGAUCUUGUAAGGGCCGAGUCUCUUAUCAAUGAAAUUUUAGCCUUUCGGAGGGAUGAAGAAUCUGGUCAGUUAAAAAAUUAUGUUGUUGAUACUCAGGAUGAGAUAAGAGAUUUGCGGCCAACGGUUGUCACAUACACUACAUUGAUUACUGCAUACUGUAGGCAUCAUAGAAUUGAAGAAUCCCUUUUUCUGUAUGAGCAAAUGAUUAUGAAUGGAAUCAUGCCUGAUGUGGUUACUUGUAGUUCUAUUCUUUAUGGACUUUGCAGGCAUGGUAAAUUAAUUGAAGCGGUGGUGUUGCUGAGAGAGAUGUAUGAAAUGGGUUUAGAUCCUAAUCAUGUCUCAUACUCUACAAUUAUUAAUUCUUUCUUCAAAUCAGGGAGGGUAAUAGAAGCUUUUAAUCUUCAAAGCCAAAUGGUUGUUCGGGGCGUUUCUUUUGAUCUAAUUAUGUGCACAACUAUGAUGGAUGGACUUUUCAAGGUUGGGAAAUCUAAAGAAGCUGAGGAAAUGUUCCAAAGCAUUUUGAAGUUCAAUCUAGUCCCAAACUGUGUCACGUAUACAGCAUUGCUUGAUGGGUAUUGCAAGCUAGGAGACAUGGAGCUCGCAGAGUCAGUAUUGCAAAAAAUGGAGAAGGAACAUAUUCUUCCAAAUGUUAUUACUUUUUCUUCUAUUAUAAAUGGAUAUACUAAAAGAGGAAUGCUUAGUAAAGCAGUUGAUGUGUUAAGGAUGAUGGUCCAAAGGAAUAUUAUGCCAAAUACUUUUGUUUAUACAAAUUUAAUGGAUGGCUAUUUUAGGGCAGGUGAGCAGGAAGCUGCUGCUGGUUUCUAUAAGGAAAUGGAAUCAUGGGGAUUGGAGGAAAACAACGUCAUAUUUGAUGUCUUGUUAAACAACUUGAAAAGAGUUGGAAGGAUGGAGGAAGCUCAGUCAUUAAUUAAAGAUAUGCACUCCAGGGGUAUUAGCCCAGAUAUUGUUAACUACUCUUCUUUAAUAGAUGGCUACUUUAAAGAAGGAAACGAGUCAGCUGCUCUUUCCUUAGUCCAGGAAAUGACAGCGAAAAACACACGGUUUGAUGUUGUUGCUUACAAUGCUUUGAUUAAGGGACUUUUGAGGUUGGGGAAAUAUGAACCACAAUCUGUGUUUUCAAGAAUGAUAGAGUUGGGUUUGGCUCCAGAUUGUGUUACGUAUAACACUCUAAUUAACACAUUCUGCAUAAAAGGUAACACAGAGAAUGCUUUGGAUCUCUUGAAGGAGAUGAAGAGCCACGGGAUAAUGCCAAAUGUGGUCACUUAUAACAUUCUGAUUGGUGGGCUUUGUAAAACUGGUGCAAUUGAAAAAGCAAUGGAGGUUUUGAAUGAAAUGUUGGUUAUGGGGUUUGUACCUAUGCCAGUUACUCACAAGUUUCUGCUUAAAGCAUCUUCAAGGAGUAAAAAAGCAGAUGCAAUUUUGCAAAUCCACAAGAAGCUUGUGGCUAUGGGCCUCAAACUCGACCAGACUGUGUAUAACACUUUAAUCACUGUGUUAUGCAGGUUAGGGAUGACUAGAAAAGCAAAUGUGGUGCUCAAUGAAAUGGUGACAAGAGGAAUUUUAGCUGAUAUUGUUACUUAUAAUGCCCUUAUUUGUGGUUACUGUACAGGCAGUCAUGUGGAGAAGGCGUUUAAUACUUAUUCACAGAUGUUGGUUAAUGGAAUCUCUCCAAAUAUUACGACUUACAAUACCCUUUUAGGAGGUCUUUCAACUGCUGGUUUGAUGAGAGAGGCAGAUAAAUUAGUUGGCGAGAUGCAGGAAAGAGGACUUGUCCCAAAUGCCACUACCUAUAAUAUAUUGAUUUCUGGCCAUGGUAGAGUUGGAAAUAAACAGGAUUCUAUAAAACUUUAUUGUGAAAUGAUAACCAAAGGUUUUGUUCCCACUACAGGAACAUAUAAUGUGCUUAUUAAUGAUUAUGCAAAAGCAGGAAAGAUGCGUCAAGCUAGAGAACUUUUGAACGAGAUGCUGACACGAGGAAGAAUUCCUAAUUCUUCAACAUAUGACAUUCUAAUCUGUGGAUGGUGCAAACUAUCGUAUCAGCCAGAGAUGGACAAGGCACUUAAACUGUCAUAUCGGGCUGAGGCAAAAAAAUUGCUGAGAGAGAUGUGUGAAAAAGGACAUGUGCCAUCUGAGAGCACCCUCUUAUAUAUCAGUUCAAAUUUUUCUAUACCAGGAAAAAAGGCUGAUGCUAAAAGGUUGUUGAAGGUAUUCACACAAAAGAAGAAUGCAUGACAGAUGGUCUAAUAGACAGACAAUGAGAUGAUGUUAGACUGCUGCAACGAUCAAAGAGGACCACAGCCACUCUCUUGGUCAGUGAGGAUGAAAGUGGCCAUUGGUGCUGCCAGAGGACUUUCUUUUCUUCACAAUGUCAAAUCGCAAGUCAUAUACCGUGAUUUUAAAGCAUCUAAUAUCCUACUAGAUGCAGAGUUCAGUGCUAAACUCUCUGAUUUUGGCUUAGCGAAGGCUGGCCCUACGGGUGAUAGAACUCGUGUCUCUACUCAAGUCAUGGGCACUCAUGGAUAUGCUGCACCUAAAUAUAUUGCAACAGGUAGGUUGACAACCAAAAGUGAUGUAUACAGCUAUGGGGUUGUGUUGCUUGAACUUUUUUUCCAGUAGAUGCGCAGUUGAUAGAACAAAAGCUGGUAUAGAGCAGAAUCUGGUAGACUGGGCAAAACCAUAUUUGGGUGACAAAUGAAGACUAUUUAUUUAGGAUUAUGGACGCUAAGUUGGAGGGCCAAUACCCUCACUCUUGCUGUAAAAUGCCUUAGUGAACCCAAGGAAAGGCCUUCAAUGACAGAGGUAUUAGAAACAUUGGAACAGAUUGAAGUCCCUAAAAAUACAGGGCGAAACUCCCAAUCGGAACAGAAGAAAGUUGAUGUUUCUAUAAGAAAGUCUCCUGCAAAGAAUCGUUCCUCUUUAAAGCAUACUCCCACUGAAUUCCCAUUGCCAUCUCCCAGACAAUCUGCUCUUGUACACUAGACUUUGAACAUAAAAAGGUGAAUCUCGGUACAUAAGGUUCCCCAACUUGCAAGAGUAAAAGUGAGGCUCCAAGAUUCAAACCCGUGAUCUUUCGAUUACAAAGAGCAACCUUAUCGCUGCUCCAUACUCAUAAUCUACACUAAACUCUAAACAUCUGUAUAUAGAUUUCUUAUCUUUAUUAGGUUGUGUUUUUUUACAGGAUAUAAUUAG
Molecule: messenger RNA, 4274 nt
Organism: Gastrolobium bilobum
Lineage: Eukaryota; Viridiplantae; Streptophyta; Magnoliopsida; Fabales; Fabaceae
Product: pentatricopeptide repeat-containing protein At5g14770, mitochondrial-like
Exons: 4
Coding region: 177-3317 (1046 amino acids)
Molecular function (GO): protein binding
Source: RefSeq, a predicted model, not a curated record